AUGACGUCGAACCAAUGCGAUUAUACUUAUAUUCUUACGCUUUGGGUACUGUCUGGUGUGGCCUGUUAUUUUCCAUCCCGACGAAUAUAUUUUGACUUGUCAUCAAAAAGUGUAUUCCAAAAUGAAUAUGUAUACCGUGCCCCCCCCUGGAAUACCUGGAUGCCCUCCUGGACUAGAAUAUUUGACUCAGGUGGACCAGCUACUCAUCAAGCAGAAAGUUGAACUCAUCGAAGCGCUGGUGGGCUUCGAGAGCAACAACAAGUACGAGGUGCGCAACUCGCUGGGGCAGAACGUGUUCUACGCCGUGGAGGAGAACGACUGUCUGAGCCGGCAGUGCUGCGGCCCGCUGCGCUCCUUCACCAUCCGCGUGCUCGACAACUACAGCAACGAGAUCAUCACCGUCAGCCGGCCCCUCAAGUGCAUGUCCUGCUGCUUCCCCUGCUGCCUGCAAGAGCUGGAGGUGCAGGCCCCGCCAGGGAACACCGUGGGCUAUGUGCUUCAGCAGUGGCACCCCUUCUCCCCAAAGUUCAUCGUGCAGAAUGAGAACCGGGAGCCUGUCCUGAAGAUCAACGGGCCCUUCUGUGGCUGGAGCUGCCUGCCAGACGUCGACUUCGAGAUCCUGACCAUGGAUGAGGUCAGCAAGAUCGGGAAAAUCAGUAAGCAGUGGACCGGACUCCUGCGGGAGAUUUUCACGGAUACGGACAACUUUGGGAUCCAGUUUCCCAUGGACCUGGAUGUGAAGAUGAAGGCCACGAUGAUAGGGGCAUGUUUUCUCAUCGAUUUCAUGUUCUUCGAGACCAACAACGUCUAGGUGUGAUAUUCAAGAGCCGGUACACCACAGUAAUGGAAGAAGAAGGCCAUAGAGCAAUUCCAAUUAGGCAAACGUGCCCUAAACUUAAGUCAACUUUCACCAUGGCUGCUUUAGAGAUGAGACCGAAAGCUACCUGAAAAGGAGAGUUUCAGUGGGAGCCAAUAAAGCUUAUGGAUUUCUCCAGUCUGAGUAUGUCAGGUCAGAGGUGGGAAGAUUGUUUCUUCUGAGUAUAGCGCUCGCCAUUACUGUCAGCGUACAGUGUGGUAAUAAUAGAUAUCUGCUACAUUAUUUUGGCUAUUACAUGUAAACGUUGUUGUUGUUGUAAACGUCGAAAGACUUGCGAUAGCGAUUGGCGUUGAAAUAGUGCCUGAUGCUGCCCAGGGAGCCUCCUUGUGGCAUACCUGCGAUCUAAGUCAUCGCCCGUUUUCUUGAGAUAGAAGGGCACUGAAUAUGUGUUGGGAGAAAAGCUGAAUUCACCUCAGCUUUAAAAUUACAUGAAACUGUGCAACAGUGAUAUUGGCUGCGGUCGAAUAGCCUCUUUCACAUGGGAUAGUUCCUAACUGGGUGAAAGGACCCCGAAGUAUCUUAGUGGCAGCCGUGAUAACAUAUUUUUGAUUUCUUCUAAACGCUAAGUAGCUUCAAUGCUCCCUCUCUCUUUUCUCCUUUAGCAAAGGGACCAUCUUUUAUGAAAGAUUAUAAAGUCCCAUAAUUCCUGAAACGCGUAAAAGUAACACACCAUUCGGUCCUUUACGAAAACAAACGAUCGACUAGAGCGACAAUUAUUUUCAAUCACUCAUACUAAUUGUGAUUCAUGUCGGUAAAUAUGAGGAGGGUGAGCAGCAGCCAUUGUCAAUGUGACAACCAUUUCGUUUUACUUUUGUGAAAGAGUUUUUUAUAAUUUCUUAUUUAAUUUCCAACCUUUGUAAUGCAGUUCAACAUGCGCCCAUUGUAGUCCCUCUUCGGAAGAUGUCCAUAUUGUCCAUGAUUUUUUUAGUUAAGAUAAUUUGUGUUUGAAAUUGUAAAUAAUUAUACUUUUGUCUUGAGAAUUCUUCACCACACAGUCCCACGUCCACAACAACAUGACGAUUUCCACCAAGGACAAGAAAAAUAGGAAGGAAUAGGACAUAGGACGUAACCUUUUGGACUUUUCGAGUGCAUUCCUAGAUGCUCAGCUAAUUUACAGAUUUCCAAGGAUAGUGCUGUUUAACAAACCUGUAGACCUUCACACCAACUUCGCAAUUAAUCAUCAAAUUUAUUAUUUCAGAGUGGCUACAUUAUGCUUAUUCUAUAUCCAUUUUUUCCACACACAUAUAGGAAAAGUCCAAUGCAUGACCUACUUGAAAACAACACAACACACUGCCAUCGCAUAUCUAGAUAACUACAAUACAUAAUACAGUAUAAUAUUUAUUCGAUGUUAAGCAUUACAGAUCAAAUGAUCAUCACGUUUUUAUAGUUUUUGUUGGUUAUUUAUUUAUAUUUAUUCAUUGAUGUUUAUCUAUUUAUUGUUAAAACAAUAAACGUGCCUGGUUGGUUGUGUUUACUUGAUGUUAUAUUUAGGGGUUGAUUUUGCCGUAAAAUCUAUAUUUUCUUUUACCAAUUUUGUUAUUUGUGAGCUUUUUUAAUGUCACUAAUUUAUAGAUGAUUAUUUUCGUUUUUGUAGACUGUUAUUGUGUAUUUUGGUACAAACUCAGGUUUAAGUGCAUGUAAUUGUAAUUUUGUGCACUAUGCACUCAAUUGCUACUAACACACAAAGAAAUUAUUUUGAAGGCUUUUGCAUUAAAAUUAUUUUACAUCUGACCAGUCUCACACUCUGAUACCUGAAAAAUAGUUGAAUGGUACGGAAGAGCAUUAGGGCCACCAUUAUUUUUGAGUUCUGAGUUUAAAGCCAGAAUUCUGAGAACUAUGGCUGAUUUCUGAGAUUAGUGUCUGAAUUUUGAUUUUAAGCUCACAGGCUAAAGAAGGGGAGUUCCU
This is a messenger RNA of Gadus chalcogrammus (walleye pollock), 2782 nucleotides long. RefSeq names its product phospholipid scramblase 2. Gene Ontology annotation, molecular function: phospholipid scramblase activity. Bases 122 to 811 code for a protein of 229 amino acids. NCBI's taxonomy places the organism in Eukaryota, Metazoa, Chordata, Actinopteri, Gadiformes, Gadidae. The transcript has 7 exons. Gene Ontology annotation, cellular component: plasma membrane. The record is from RefSeq and is a predicted model, not a curated record. Gene Ontology annotation, biological process: plasma membrane phospholipid scrambling.